Molecule: messenger RNA, 939 nt
Organism: Bipolaris victoriae FI3
Lineage: Eukaryota; Fungi; Ascomycota; Dothideomycetes; Pleosporales; Pleosporaceae
Exons: 3
Coding region: 1-939 (312 amino acids)
Cellular component (GO): membrane
Source: RefSeq, a predicted model, not a curated record
AUGGCAGAAGAGACAGUCGAUUUCAAGCUUUACCGCUACAAUCCUUCGAUGGCAGCGGCCGUCAUCUUUGUCAUCCUAUUCUUCCUCAUCACAACGUUGCACUUUUAUCAAAUGAUGCGAACCCGGACUUGGAUUUCCAUUCCUUUCGUUCUUGGCGGCAUUUUCGAGGUUGUCAGGUAUAUUAGAGUACGUACGAGAAAUUGUAGCGUAAAAAGGACGGCAAAACUAAUGUGUGUGUGUGUGUGUGUGUGCGGGUGGGUGGGUGUGUUUUACAGAGAGCCAUUUCCGCCCAAGAGUCCCCUAAUUAGUCGGUCGCAGUCUACUCACUCUCGACUAUCCUCCUUCUGGUUGCGCCCCCGCCCUAUUCGCGGCAAGCAUCUACAUGAUGCUUGGCCGCAUCAUCUUGGUGACCGACGGCGAGUCACAUUCACUCAUACCCAAGAAAUGGCUCACAAAGUUACUCGUGAGGGGGAUGUAUUAUCAUUCAUGAUGCAGGGAGCCGGUGGGGGUAUAAUGGCAAGUGGCUCCAUUGAAUCUAUACAUACUAGAGAGAAGAUUAUCAAUGCUGGCCUAGUAGUGCAGCAUCUCUUUUUCAGCUUCUUCAUCACUGCCUGUGUCAUCUUCCAUGCCCGUCUUGUCCAGCAGCCGACGUCACAAGUAUAUUCCCAGUCGUUGCCAUGGGAAAGACAGCUGUAUGCACUCUACGUAGCCAGCUUAUUUAUUCUUGUGCGGUGCAUCUUCCGACUGACUGGGUAUGCGCAGGGUAACUCAGGGUAUCUCAUAUCCCACGAGGUCUUCCUUUAUGUAUUCGAUGCUGUGCUCAUAUUCGCUACGAUGGUUUGGAUGGCUUGGGUUCAUCCAAGUGACAUUGCAGCGCUGCUGAGCAAGGGUCAAGGGAGGGCGGUGCGGCGAGUAGUAUCGGUUUAUUCCCUGCACUGA